Lactuca sativa (garden lettuce) is the source of this 1866-nucleotide messenger RNA. RefSeq names its product stomatal closure-related actin-binding protein 1. Gene Ontology annotation, molecular function: actin binding. NCBI's taxonomy places the organism in Eukaryota, Viridiplantae, Streptophyta, Magnoliopsida, Asterales, Asteraceae. Gene Ontology annotation, biological process: actin filament organization; regulation of stomatal movement. The record is from RefSeq and is a predicted model, not a curated record.
UCAAUUUAAUUAAUUAUAUUCCCAAUUCUGUCUUUGUCUCCCUCCCUCUUUCUCAACUUUCCUUGUUCAUGUUUUGACUGCUCUAACAAAUUAAAUCUUCACCGACUGAAGAAAUCUCUCCUCAAUUAUCUACUUUUGUCUUAUUUUACAUGUGAUUGUAAUAUAUAAAUCGGAACGAUGACGAAGGUGGGUCGUGAUUUCAGCUAUACAAUGCAAAGUUUGGCAGUUCCCCCUGUAUCUGCAGAUGUGAUGUUUGCAUCUACUCGAUUUCCAAACUACAAAAUUGGGGCUAAUGACAAAAUUGUGUACGGAAAUGAAGACCAAAAGUUGGUUUCUAUGAAGGAAGUCAUAGCCAAAGAGACUGCUCAGUUGUUAGAACAACAAAAACGCUUAUCUGUUCGUGAUUUGGCUAGUAAAUUUGAGAAGGGCUUAGCUGCUGCUGCUAAAUUAUCCGAUGAGGCUAAACUCAGGGAUGUGACUUGUUUAGAGAAACAUGUUCUUUUGAAGAAGCUUAGAGAUGCACUUGAAUCACUUAGAGGGCGUGUUGUGGGUAAGAACAUGGAUGAUGUAGAGGAUGCCAUUGCUAUGGUUGAAGCUUUAGCUGUUCAGUUGACUCAGAGGGAAGGAGAGUUAAUUCAAGAAAAGGCUGAGGUUAAAAAGCUUGCAAAUUUUUUAAAGCAGGCUUCAGAAGAUGCUAAAAAGCUUGUUGAUGAAGAAAGAUCUUUAGCAAGGGGUGAAAUUGAAAAUGCAAGAGCUGCAGUUCAGAGAGUAGAAGAGGCUCUUCAGGAGCAAGAAAAAAAUUCAAAAGCUUCUGGAACCCAGGAUUUGGAAGAACUAAUGAAGGAGGUUCAAGAAGCCAGGAGGAUCAAAAUGCUGCAUCAGCCUAGCAAGGUUAUGGACAUGGAACACGAGCUUCAAGCAUUACGAAUUCAACUGGCUGAGAAGUCAAAGCGGUCAAUUGAGCUUCAGAAAGAGUUGGCAAUCAGUAGGAGGGUAGAGGAAAGCACAUCCUACUUGUUUGAAUUAAAUGGGACACCUGCUUUAGGUUCAUAUUUACAAAUCCAACCCUCUUCCAAAAAAACCUCACAACUUUCACAAUCUUCUAUUCAAUGGUAUCGAUUCACAUCUGAAAAUGGAAACAGAGAGAUUAUUUCAGGGGCCACAAAAUCUAUCUAUGCUCCUGAGCCCUCUGAUGUUGGCCGGAUUCUUCAAGCUGAUGUCAUUUCAGAUGGUCAAACUAUUACACUCACAACAUCUGAUCCCAUUGAACCAGCUGCGGGACUAGGAAACUAUGUGGAAGCAUUGGUUCGUCGACAUGACACAGAAUUUAAUGUAGUUAUAAUCCAAAUGAAUGGGGUGGAUCAUCCUUCAGAGUCUAUUCAUGUACUUCAUGUGGGGAAGAUGAGGAUGAAACUUUGUAAAGGGAAAACAACAGUUGCUAAAGAAUACUAUUCACCUUCAAUGCAGCUGUGUGGAGUUCGGGGUGGUGGAAACGCUGCAGCUCAAGCAUCAUUCUGGCAGCCAAAGAUCGGGCUCUCAUUUGUUUUGGGAUUUGAAUCAGAAAGAGAAAGAAAUGCUGCUAUUAUGCUAGCUAGAAGAUUUGCCUUUGAUUGUAAUAUCAAUCUUGCUGGCCCUGAUGAUACAGCAGCCCAGAAACCUUAACUUCUGAGAAUGAAUAUGUAAUGUGUUAUAAAUGUAUGUAUAAGUUAGAAGGAAUUGGGAUUACUCAGAUUGUGAAAUUGUUGCUUACUUUAUAUUUUUAUUUACACCAUUUUGGCAUCGUUUUGUUUGCCUUUUUGGUUUUGCUCAUUUUGGUUCCUCAUUGAUUGUAACAUGUUUUUGUAGUUGUAUAUGAAUUUAAUACUA